Molecule: messenger RNA, 10475 nt
Organism: Podarcis lilfordi (Lilford's wall lizard)
Lineage: Eukaryota; Metazoa; Chordata; Lepidosauria; Squamata; Lacertidae
Source: the annotation of a GenBank genome assembly
AGUCCAGCCUUAAACUCUUGGCCUAGCAAAGCCCGGUCAAGCAAUACCACCACAAUGCCAGAACAGCAGCAGUCAAGACCCCAGCUCAGAGGUAAUGGCUCUUUUGCUUCCUUGUGGCAAUCGGGGGCCAUUUCCGCCUGCACCAUAUUAUACACCAUUCCCAAGGGUCCCCCAGCCCUCAGGAGCAAAUUUUCCAGGAACCCAAUGGGGACGCUACGGUUGUUUCUCUGUGCGUUUUAACUUGGAGCAAGGCUUCCCUCUUCCAUUACGUUUUCCCAUCUAGCAGGCUUCUCUCUGUUAAUCAGGGGAAAUUCAGCAGCAAGGGGGAAGUUUUCCCCACCGCUCUAUAGAAAUGAGAGCUUAUACUUGGCCAAGAGCCAGGGCCGUCUUAAGCAUAUCUGGCGCCGUGGUGCAAAGCUCCCUCCGGUACCCCCCUCCCCCAUUUCCCAGAGUUUUUUAGGGAGGACGGAGCUGCCAGCAGGGCUGGAGGAGGCGGGCAGCUGCUGGAGGGUGGCUCCUCUGGCUGGGAAUAGGCAGAGACUGGACGUGAUGCCUCCCGGCUCAGCUGGCCACUUUGUGCCACGGUGGCCACAGCAGAUGGAGGCUCUGGGCGUGGCGCUGCUUUGGCGCGGCAUGGCAGAGGCGGGCAAGGGCGGUGAGCUGAUGCCGGGAGGCGCCAUGUCCAGCCUCUGACUCUUCCCUGGCGCCCUCCAGAACGUGGCGCCCUGGCGUCCCGCGCCACUAGCUUCAAUGGGUAAGACGUCCCUGCCAAGAGCUCUCAUCUAAUCCAACAGCGGCUAAAGAAAGCACACAUUCCAACACCAGCCCUGCAAAGUUCUGCAAACCAUCACCAGGCACAUUCUGAACUGUAGUAAGUCAUACAACAGGGGGUGGAAAUCCCUUAAUGUCUCCAUUGCCGUUUUUCUUUGUUCCAGAGAACCAGUGCAACAUGACGGACAUAAUGCAAAGAAUUGCCCUUUCCAAGGUAAGACAUAAAUUGGUGUUUUUAGACUGUGGGGCCAAGGUUGAAGGUCUCCUUGUGGGACAGGCGCAUAUUGCUGCAUUGCAGGGUGUGAUUCUCAGGGUCCCUGUUAGGAUUUUUAUCUCACCAGCUGCUCAGCAAGCAGCAUUAUGGUUGUUUAUAUCAUGUCAGUGUCUGAGAGCGUGAGACAGGAAGUCUCAUUACUGUUGGAGUACUGUGAGAAGUUACUUUCACUUUUGUGUGUGAUGGUUGUUCUGUAUUGCUGCUGAGAGAGAGAAGACAUGCUGAUGUAGUCUCUCUAUAUAGACUGUAAAUAAAGUAGUUUUAGAGCUACUGAUUGACUUUUUCUUCUGCAAUGAGAUGCCAGAAGACAAGCGUGGUCCUCUCAGGAGAGAGCAGUCGCUUAUCACCUGUUAUGUACUGAAGUUCUCACCCUGGGCCAGCAGGGGGAUACUGUAGAUAGUUAUGCAAAUGCAGGGUCGAAAGUGACAUUCAGUGAUUGGAUAGUUUUAGAAAGUUGUUACAGUUACGUUGUACUUGAGCUCUAUAUAAGCAGGCCGGCUGAACCCUUCAGCUCAGUUCAGUUCUGGCCUCAGAAUAAAGAAGAGCUGUUUGAAGAAUCGCUGUGUCGUCUGAUAUGUUCGCCCACAACUUAACAUCACCGGUCUCUCUGGACUGAGGAAGGUUUACAGCCAGAGGGUGAACACCAGAGAGACGGUGUCUUGGGAAGGUAGUGGCGUUUUUCUGACUCUAUGAUUCUAUGAUGCUAAAACAGGCCAAAUUUUUAAAACCUACUUUAGGGAGUGCUCAUGUGCUCGGAUCCUGCUUGUGGAUUUAACGCAGGCAUCUGCUUGGCCACUGUGAGAACAGGACGCUGGACUAGAUGGGCCAUUGGCCUGAUCCUGCAGGCUCUUAAGAAAUGCUUUUGCAAUUAAAAAUCUGCAGCAAAAUGGAUAUACCUAAAUUGCAACUUCCAAUCAGUAGAGUAUAUUCAGAAUAGAAUGGUUGUGAAUUAAUUGUUUUGAUGCCAUGCCUAUUCCAGAUGUAUCCACAUUGCACUGACUGUCUGAAAGUGCAGCAUAAUUUAAUUUAAUUUAAAUUUUUUAAAUUUCUAUACCGCUUUAUAUUUUUAAGGAAAAUCUCAGAGUGGUUUACAGCAUAUUAAAUCAAUAAAAGAUAAAUAAAACAAUCUGAGGAAAUUCGAAGAUAGUCAAAGCAACAUAACAGAAAACGAAAAUAUUAUCUUAAAGAUUUCAAAAUAAAACAUUACAAAGGAGGUCAACUACAGAAUACAUACAGUGGUGCCUCGCAAGACGAAAUUAAUCCGUUCCGCGAGUGUCUUCGUCUAGCGGUUUUUUCGUCUUGCGAACCAACCCUAUUAGCGGCUUAGCGGAUUAGCGCUAUUAGCGGUUUAGCGGCUAUUAAAGGCUUAGGCGGCUAGCAAGGCUUAGCGGCUUAGAAAGGGGGGAGCAAAAAUCUCAAGACUCGCAAGAUAUUUUCGUCUUGCGAAGCAAGCCCAUAGGGAAAUUCGUCCUGCGAAGCGCAUCGAAAAACGGAAACCCCUUUCGUCUAGCAGGUUUUCCGUCUUGCGAGGCAUUCGUCUUGCGGGGCACCACUGUAUUUAACAUAGUAGGGCUGAUGAGUCUGGGCCCUGCCCCCUAGGCCAGGUGGAAAGGGCCUUGUAGGGAGCAGCCGUCAUGCCCCACAGCCCGUCACACACACACACACACACACACACACACACACACACACCUUUUCAGACUGACCCCAGAAAUAAAUUCUAUUCUCUCUCUUUGCAAACUGUUCAGGGGGGAAAGUUUGUGCGUCACAGAAGAACUUAGAACCUCUCUCCAUUCUGCUGCUGCUUUAGUGAGCAACCUGACGAUGGAAACCAUGAUAAUUUUAAUGAUCCCUUUCUCCCCCCCCUUCUCCCCCAAUGCUCAGCCACCUGUGAACAAGGAUAUGUACAACACCUUGUACACUAAAGACUACAUACACUAUGAUGACUAUCACUACCAGGUGCCGACAAUGGAUGCCUCACAGGUAGGCAACAUUCUUCUCAACCGUUUUCACGAGAAGGUCUUUUCUGACUUGAUCCCAGAAUGUCCCGCUUCUCCUUAGGACAUCCCUAUUUUCAUCAGAGAAAUGUUGGAGGGUAUGGAGUUAUGUGACUCCUGGGCUAAGGAGAUAUGUAACUACACAACCUUUGGAAGACAUCUGAAGGCAGCCCUGUCCAGUGGUACCUUGGUUUACGAACAGUCCUGUUUACGAACUAUUUGGUUUACGAACUCCACAAAACAGAAGUAGUGUCCCGGUUUGCGAACUUUACCUCGGUCUAUGAACGGAAGCUGAACAGUGGAAGGGCACCAGCCGUGGGAGGCCUCAUUAGGGACAGCAUGCCUUGGUUUAAGAACGGAUUUGGUUUAAGAACGGACUUCAGGAAUGGAUUAAGUUCCAAAACCGAGGUACCAUAGGGAAGCUUUUAAAUGUUUUGUUAUGUUGGAAGCCACCCAGAAUGGCUGGAGCAACCCAGUCAGAUAGGGCAUGCCUAUUUUCUUCAGAGAAAUGGUGGACACUGAGCGUUGUGUUUGCAGGAAGUUUCUAAUGAAUCUUCCCAGCCAGAUCCACAGCUUGUGUGAAUUGUUUGUGCAGAUGCUGAAACUGGAAGCCCAGCUGAAGGCCAAGGAGUUCCAUACACCUGUUGAGCCUGAACCUGUGAAGUACGUUGAAGCAGCUGGCUGCCAAGAAGUUCGACCACCUUAUCCUAUGGACCUGGGCCGGAGGCUGACCACAAGCCAAGCGGCUCCACCACCAUUCCAGCAGGUCCAAGAAGAUCCACAGGUCUGCCACCUUCUUCCAAAGCAAAGCGCAGUACAGAAGAUGGAAGUGGAGAGACUAGCUCAGCAGGCAGACACAUGUAUUCCGCCAGGUAAAGAGUCCAGCAGUUCUUUGCCGCGUGAGUCUUAAAAACUUAAGGAGAUCACUGUGAGAUCCAGCCAAAGCCACAUCUAGACCAGCAAGCAUGACCUGAGCACUGUAGCAUGCAUUCUCACAUUCAUGAUCUCCAGCGACUGCCUGUAAUACUGGAGGCUAUAGCAUUAUGUAUUAUACUAUUCAUUUCAUUUCUAUAAAACUUCAUAUUUUUAAGGAAAACCUUUUUAAAUAAAAAAAUUAAUUUUAAUUGUUAAGUGGGGGAAUCAACACAAUUUAUUUCGCCAUUUCUAGCCUCCAUAAAUUUGUCUACCAUAUUUAUUGCUCUAUAAGACGCACCUGACCAUAAGACGCACCUAGUUUUCAGAGGAGGAAAACAAGAAAAAAAAUAUUCUGAAUCAAAUGUUGUUGAAGAGGCUUUGCCCGGCUAUCCCUGAAGCCAGAACAGCAAGAGGGAUUGCUGCGCAGCAAUCCCUCUUGCUGUUCUGGCUUCAGCAAUAGCUGCGCAGCCUGCAUUCGCUCCAUAAGACGCACACCAUUUCCCCUUACUUUUUAGGAGGGAAAAAGUGUGUAUCAUAGAGCGAAAAAUACUGUUUUCAACCUGUCCAAGUUGGUAGUCAUGACUACAUCUUAUACAGUGGUACCUUGGGUUACAAACACCUCGGGUUACAAACACUUCGGGUUACAGACUCCGCUAACCUGGAAGUAGUUCCUCGGGCUAAGAACUUUGCCUCAGGAUGAGAACACAAAUCGGGCACCGGUGGCGCAGAGGCAGUGGGAGGCCCCAUUAGCUAAAGUGGUGCUUCAGGUUAAGAAUGGUUUCAGGUUAAGAACGGACCUCCGGAACGAAUUAGUACAUAACCCGAGGUACCACUGUGUUUUGAUUAUCCAACCCAAAGGGCAGAUAUUCUUUCCAUUCUUUACCAACUCAGCUUUUGCAACUAAGGGACCCAACACUGUUAGCAAACCUUUCUUUUCUAGCAUUUAUUUUUUUAAAGAGAAAGCUGUGGUUUUUUUCCCAUCACCCAGCAAAACCUACAAUAGCCUCUUAGCACAGGUCAUUGCUGUAGUAGCGAAUGAGUGAAGUAGGGCAUGAGUGAAGAACAACUCAUUUUGCAGUUCCUGUCUUACAAAUGUGGACUUGCCCCUUCCCCAGAUCAAGUACCAUCUCCUUGCGUCUGCCCAGAACAGGGCCAGAAUUGGAGCGACUAUCAACAGUUUCUCUUGGAAACGCAGCGAGCUACUCAAAUGCAACUUCGUGAAAUUAAGAAAUCACAUGUGGGAUCUACUGUGUUUCAGCCAGGUCAGUUGAGUUAAAUUAAACACACACAACUCGCUUGAGGAUAUUUUGGUAAAUAUUCCCAAAGAAAUACAAGAUGAUGUAUAGUACUCUCAAUGACAGCAGAAGACAUACAAACUAUGCCAACUCUACUUGGUGGCUGAAUAUUCUCUCUUUUCAUAGAAGUUUAUCCCAGGACCGAACCAAGUACUUACCAAAGAGAUUACGUACCCUGGCCCAGACUCCGAAGUGGAUUUUGUAGCGCAAAUAGGAAUUUCUCCAAUCUUGUCUUUGACGAUGGCUACUACACUGAGUAAGAGUCUUUGCAAAUACUUUAUUGGGGGCGGGGGGACUAAGGGAAGCAACAGAACAGUAACAUUUACACACAUACAUUACAUUACGGGUCUCAGGAUCCGUUCAAUGCAAGGUAUCUUUUGUUGGCGGUUUGCGUGUCCAAAAGGAUAUCCAAAGGAGAUGGACAAUUAUAAGAUGUACAGUGGUACCUCAGUUUUCGAGCGUCUCGGAAGCCAAAUGUUUUGCCGAAAACCUGGAAGUAAAUGCUUCCGUUUUCAAACGCGCCUCAGAAGUUGAACGGAUUCUGCUGGAUGUUUAUCAGUUUUCUCAAUGGAACUUGCAACCAGCCCUUUGGGCCUCGGUUUUCGAACGUUUCGGAAGUCAAACGGCCUUCCGGAAUGGAUUACGUUCGAGAACCAAGGUACCACUGUCCUUUACAAUGCAGUAAAUUCUUCAAACCGUAAUGAAUGGUGGGUGUUUGUCCUUCCAAGCUCAAAUCAUUGCACCCACAAGGGCUUACACCAGGGGUCAGCAAACUUUAUCAUCAGGGGGCCGGUCCACUGUCCCUCAGACCUUGUGGGGGGUUGGACUAUAUUUUGAAAAAAGAAAAAAUGAACGGAUUCCUAUGCCCCACAAAUAACCCAGAGAUGCAUUUUAAAUAAAAGGACACAUUCUACUCAUGUAAAAUCACGCUGAUUCCUGGACUGUCCGUGGGCCAGAUUUAGAAGGCGAUUGGGCCGGAUCCGGCCCCCGGGCCUUAGUUUGCCUACCAUAGCUCUCAACCUUUCCCUUUUCUUGUGAGGAAUUUAAGGGAAUUUCCCUUUAAAAAAGGGAAAGAUUGGCAUCUAUGUUGCCUACCCAUGGCUUACUCCGUAUUUCUGAAAGAGGCGUUCUCAGCACCGUGUUGCCAGAAUCCGUCUGAACUAGUCCAUCAAUUUAGCCUUUAAACUCCACCAAAAGGCUGCGCUGCAGAAAUUAAAUAGCCCACUUCCAGAAGUUACUGGUGCUGGAGCCAUUUUCUUCAUGCAAUGGGAUUCCCAUGAGCAACAGUGCAACUGAGCAGAAGGCUACAAAGUUAUCUGACUUAGCCACAUGGCUUCUAAAGUUAGAAUCAUAGAAUCAUAGAGUUGGAAGAGACCACAAGGGCCAUCGAGUCCAACCCCCUGCCAAGCAGGAAACACCAUCAGAGCACUCCUGACGUAUGGUUGUCAAGCCUCUGCUUAAAGGCCUCCAAAGAAGGAGACUCCACCACACUCCUUGGCAGCAAAUUCCACUGUCGAACAGCUCUUACUGUCAGGAAGUUCUUCCUAAUGUUUAGGUGGAAUCUUCUUUCUUGUAGUUUGGAUCCAUUGCUCCGUGUCCGCUUCUCUGGAGCAGCAGAAAACAACCUUUCUCCCUCCUCUAUGUGACAUCCUUUUAUAUAUUUGAACAUGGCUAUCAUAUCACCCCUUAACCUCCUCUUCUCCAGGCUAAACAUGCCCAGCUCCCUUAGCCGUUCCUCAUAAGGCAUCGUUUCCAGGCCUUUGACCAUUUUGGUUGCCCUCCUCUGGACACGUUCCAGUUUGUCAGUGUCCUUCUUGAACUGUGGUGCCCAGAACUGGACACAGUACUCCAGGUGAGGUCUGACCAGAGCAGAAUACAGUGGCACUAUUACUUCCCUUGAUCUAGAUGCUAUACUCCUAUUGAUGCAGCCCAGAAUUGCAUUGGCUUUUUUAGCUGCCGCGUCACACUGUUGGCUCAUGUCAAGUUUGUGGUCAACCAAGACUCCUAGAUCCUUUUCACAUGUACUGCUCUCAAGCCAGGUGUCCCCAUCUUGUAUUUGUGCCUCUCAUUUUUUUGCCCAAGUGCAAUACUUUACAUUUCUCCCUGUUAAAAUUCAUCUUGUUUGUUUUGGCCCAGUUCUCUAAUCUGUCAAGGUCGUUUUGAAGUGUGAUCCUGUCCUCUGGGGUGUUAGCCACCCCUCCCAGUUUGGUGUCAUCUGCAAAUUUGAUCAGGAUGCCCUUGAGUCCAUCAUCCAAGUCGUUGAUAAAGAUGUUGAAUAAGACCGGGCCCAAGACAGAACCCUGUGGCACCCCACUAGUCACUCUAGUAUACCCACCCACCCCGGAUUCUCCAUUUUAUCCUGCCAUGACUCUCCCUCGCUCUUUCUCUCUCCUCCCUCCCCCCAAUACAGGAACCCCUGGGUAUCUGAAUACAUGGACAACUACAAUAUUUUCUUGAAGAAGCUGAACUGGAAGAAUCGGAACCCUGUGUCAUCUUUCUGCUCAGCAGUCAAGCCUGUAACCAAUUUCUGUCACCGGAUGCCCUCUCAAACACCAAUAGCAGUCAACACAGCGCCUUGAAAGUGUACAGCAAUAGUUAUUAUGGUAUGUUCUAAAUUGGACCCUGUGGUAUCAGGGGUGCCGUUGGCAACAGUAAUUGAAGGUGGGGGUCCAGUCCAUGGUGUGUGGAUUUGGCUGUCGGCUCUACUUACAAAAGAGGGCACACACUUGCAUGAAAUUCUCAUGUUCUUUGUGUCUUGUGCAAAUUUGUGUCCUCUUUUGCAAGCAGGGUGAAGGGCUACCCACUCCCACCCACCCAAUCCUGUAUUUAUGUACUAUAUAAGCUAAACAAGCUAUAGCUUAGGGCCCCACUCUCUUGGGGGCCCCCAAAAAUUUUUUUAAAGGGAAAAAACUGGAUGUAUAUUUUCAAUAUAUAAGAUAAAAAAACAAGUAAAAUGGCUUUAGAUACCUAUUAGGUCCAUAAAUUACCAUAUAGCAUAUAUUCAACACAAAAAACAGCAGCAAUUUGUUGUUGACAAAGGACAGCUGGACAUAUAAAGGGCCCCAUUACCAUCAGUAGAUUAAAGGUAAAUGUAAAGGGUCCCCUGACCGUUAGGUCCAGUCGCGGAUGACUCUGGGGUUGCGCACUCAUCUCGCUCUAUAGGCCGAGGGAGCCGGCGUUUGUCCACAGACAGCUUCCAGGUCAUGCGGCCAGCAUGACUAAGCCACUUCUGGUGAACCAGAGCAGCACACAGAAAUUCCAUUUACCUUCUCGCCGGAGCGGUACCUAUUUAUCUACUUGCACUUUGAGGUGCUUUCAAACUGCUAGGUGGGCAGGAGCUGGGACCAAGCAACAGGAGCUCAUCCCGUUGAAGGAUUCGAACCACUGACCUUCUGAUCAGCAAACUUAGGGCCUCAUCAAACCUAAAUCCGGCCCUGCCCCACCCCCAACUAAUCAGUGGCCACAUCCAAGUAAUAAAACAUCAGACAGACAGUGUGCUACCUGGUGAAGCUUUUUCUAGAAUUAUUUCCAUAUGAGAAAAAGGCUAAUGUGUCAAAUUUCUGCCUGUUUAAAGACACAAUAUCCCUGCUUUCUCUCUGUGCCAAUCCUAAAUUAUAUAAAGAAUUCUAGAAGUGGUAAAACAGUUGUGAUAUUGUAGAUCAUGGGUGGGAAACCCUUUUUUGGCUCUGCAGGUUGGGCAAGGCUAUCCACCUGUCAGUCAUCUGGCACCACAAUAAUGUGACUGGGUGUUUUGAAGUCCCGAAGUCAGAGCUUCAAAUCACCACACACAGCCCAGUUCGCCCUAUACGAACUGAAAUGCAGCUAGCCUUUGAAAUCCGCACGUCUCCAAAUUUUGCAAUGCAGUUCUCCAAACAAUAACAUGUGGGGGAAAAAAUCUGUGAAACUGCAUCUAAAAAUGAACAUAUCAGUGAAAGUAACAUGCAAAAUAUGGCACUUAAGGCUGGAAAAAUUAGGAACAGAAAGAAACAGGGUUGGACAAAUCUAUCCAUCUCUGCUCCCAAGUGAAACUUGCAUAGGAGCAUUUUGUAGUGAAACGUUCACAGAAGGUAUGAAGAUUUCUUAUCUGGAAAUGAUCCAGCUGUACUAAAAUCAUUUAAACUAUUGCUGGGUCAAAAGAAAUCUCAGCAGUUCUUGACACUUCAGUCUUUGGGUUUGAUUGUGAGGAGAUACAGCAAGCAGAUUCUUUUAUAUUUAAGCAUGUGUGCCUUAUGGGACGCGGGUGGCGCUGUGGGUUAAACCACAGAGCCUAGGACUUGCCGAUCGGAAGGUCAGCGGUUCGAAUCCCGUGACGGGGUGAGCUCCCGCUGCUCGGUCCCUGCUCCUGCCAACCUAGCAGUUUGAAAGCAUGUCAAAGUGCAAGUAGAUAAAUAGGUACCGCUCCGGCGGGAAGGUAAACGGCGUUUCCGUGCACUGCUCUGGUUCGCCAGAAGCAGCUUAGUCAUGCUGGCCACAUGACCCGGAAGCUGUACGCCGGCUCCCUCGGCCAAUAAAGCGAGAUGAGCUCCGCAACCCCAGAGUCGGCCACGACUGGACCUAAUGGUCAGGGGUCCCUUUAUUUACCUUUACCUCUAUUUACCUUGCUGGUUCAUUCCACAUGCUAUUCAACAUCCCUUGCUGGUCUAUUCCACAUGCUAAACACAGAAGGAGAUGGAUUCAUCAAUCCCUGGCUCUAUUUAGUUAGCACGAAUUUGUUGAAUAUUGUAUUGAAGCCCUCUAUGCCAGUGAUGUCACAUCUUGUGGCAGUGGGUUCCGUAAGUUAAUUAUGUAAUAGGUGAAGAAGAACUCCCUCUCUUUCCUGCAUGGAGCUCUGCAUUUAUUCCCAUUAUGAAAGUUAUUGUUUUAGCUUCUGAAAGUAUCCAUCCCUGAAAUGCACCCUAGAUAUAUUUAUUUUAUUUUUUCUUUCUUUCUGGUUCUAGUUCUUCAAGCAACACAGGAUACCAGCUAUGGACAUUUGGACACAGGACCUUGGAGGCCUGAAGACCUGUUAGAUACCAGAGACAGUUGUUUAUAUUUAGUGUAUUUUUACUUUUGUGUAUAUCAUAGCAGGGAUAUGAUAUACCUGCUUACCAAAGUAAAACCAGAGCCCUAAUUUGAACGGUGUAUUGAAAUGGACAGCACCACUGUGCAAUGCAUGUAUCUUAGAAUCAAUAAUCAAAGAUAGAAUUGUUCAGGUCACUGUGCCUUUUAAAUAAACAACAAAUGGAC